Molecule: messenger RNA, 582 nt
Organism: Perkinsus marinus ATCC 50983
Lineage: Eukaryota; Perkinsozoa; Perkinsida; Perkinsidae
Exons: 4
Coding region: 1-582 (193 amino acids)
Biological process (GO): tRNA processing
Cellular component (GO): nucleolar ribonuclease P complex
Molecular function (GO): RNA binding
Source: RefSeq, a predicted model, not a curated record
AUGCUCAUUCCAGUCGGGAGUGAAGAGGAGUACCGCGCACUCAAGCAGUUGAGCAGCUUUGGUCUUGGUGGUAUAAAGGACGAGAGCUUAUGCCAUCUGGAGAGGCUACAGGAUUAUGAUAUUGUUGCAUUACGACCUGAGAGUGAUUCUGUUAUAUGGACACUACUUGGCGAUGAGACACUCCGGAACCAAGUUGAUGUCAUAUCCCUCGACUUGAGCCCGAAUGGAGCUUCUGCGCAGGUUACUCUGAAACGUGGUCUGGUCGAGGCGAUCCGCAAAGCAGGUUUAUUUAUAGAGCUAGAUUUGGGCGAGUACAUGAGAAGCCUUGGUGAUCAACGGGCUGAGAUACUGGCACGGGGCGCCUACAUUCUACGAUGGUCUGGUCAUGGUGAUGGGGUAAUACUUACCUCCGGUGCCCGAAAUAUAAUGGACGUUCGAUCUCCUACCGACUUCGACAAUUGGGGCCGGGCUUGUCUCGAGGAGGGUUCACAUCGAUCACGUCGAUUCAUAACGACAUCAGAGGCCGCUGUUAGGCACGGUAUAUGGCGGAAGAGCGAGUCUGGGAUCAUUCUCGUUGAAUGA